Molecule: messenger RNA, 2032 nt
Organism: Eucalyptus grandis
Lineage: Eukaryota; Viridiplantae; Streptophyta; Magnoliopsida; Myrtales; Myrtaceae
Product: (-)-germacrene D synthase
Exons: 7
Coding region: 964-1797 (277 amino acids)
Molecular function (GO): terpene synthase activity; magnesium ion binding
Source: RefSeq, a predicted model, not a curated record
AAGGUCUGGACACCCACCGAGAAGUUUUUACCGUCUAGUGUUCUUCUUCUAUAGUUGGUCAGACACCUAAAUCCAGAAAAUUUGCGACUAAGAGAUGUCUCCUCAGAUUUCAGCAAUGCCAUCUCCUUCUCCUGCUCUUGAAACAAGCCACGUCGCUGAACGCCGGUCGGGAAAUUUUCAUCCAAGCAUAUGGGGAGAUUACUUUCUCAAAUAUGCUUCUGACUCCAGCUCAAAGAGUUCUCAAGAUACAGCAGGGGAACGGAUUGUGAGAUUAAAAGGAGAGGUGAAAAAGAUGUUGACAAGUGCUAUGGAUAAGCUUUCGCAAAAGUUGAAUUUGAUUGAUCAAAUCCAACGAUUAGGACUUGCCUACCAUUUUGAAAUUGAGAUAGACAAGGAACUGGAACAAAUCCAUAGAAGCUAUUUUGAAUUUCACUGCGGUGAUAAUGAUGAGGACCUACACACGACUGCUCUUCUCUUUCGAUUGUUGCGACAACAAGGUUAUGAUGUUUCAUGUGAAAUCUUUAACAAGUUCAAGGACAACAAAGGGCAUUUUAGCAAAUCACUCAUUGCCGACGUGCGGGAUUGCUAAGUUUGUUUGAAGCUUGCCAUGUGGGGUUUCACGGUGAUGAUAUUUUGAAUGAUGCACUUGCUUUUACUGUGACUCACCUUGAAUCAAUUGACAAAGGAAAAGUAAGCCAUAAUCUCGAGAAAGAAGUGAGUCAUGCCCUAAGCCAGCCAAUCCACAAGGGACUAUCAAGGCUAGAGGCAAGGCAUUACAUUCAACUCUACCAAGAGGAGCCUUUGCACAACGAAGUCUUGCUCUCUUUGGCUAGACUUGAUUUCAAUUUAUUGCAAAAGCAACACCAAAAGGAGCUUGGCAACAUCACAAGGUGGUGGAAGGAUUUAGAUGGAGAGAGGAAGUUCCCAUUUGCUAGAGAUAGGCUUGUGGAGUUGUAUUUCUGGAUGUCAGGAGUUUAUUUCGAGCCGAAGUACGAAGUCACUAGAGAAAUACUAACCAAAAUGAUCGUGAUUGUUUCCAUAUUUGAUGACAUGUAUGAUGUCUAUGCCACAUUGGAAGAAAUAGAAGUCUUCACAGAAGCAAUUGAAAGGUGGGAUGUUGAUGCCAAAGAUGGAUUGCCAAAAUACAUGCAAGUUUGUUAUGAGACACUUCUUGAUUUGUAUGAUGAAUUUGGCGACAAAUUUACUAGAAAAGAACAAUCAUACUGCCUCUUCUAUGCAAAAGAAGUGAUGAAAAACCAUCUGAAAGCAUACUUUGCCGAAGCCAAAUGGUUCCACCAAAACCACAUGCCGACAAUGGAGGAGUACAUGCCCAUUGCAUCAACAUCCAUUGGCUGUGAAUUGCUACUGGGGACGUCGUUUCUUGGAAUGGGAGAUAUCGUAACAAAAAACGAUUUUGACUGGUUAUUAUACAGCGAUUCUAAGAUGGUGAAGGCUUCAAAAGUAGUCGCUCGACUCAUGGAUGAUAUUGCCGGACAUAAGUCUGAGCAAGAGAGAGGACAUUCGCCAUCUUCAGUGGAGUGUUUCAUGAAACAAUAUAGAGUUACAGAGGAAGAGGCUAAGGAGGAACUCCGUAAACAAGUGGUCAAUGCAUGGAAGGACAUGAACGAAGAGCUACGCCGUUCAAGCGCUGUUCCCAAGCUACUCCGCACGAGAAUUCUUAAUUUUGCACAAGUCUUCGAUGUGGUGUAUAAUGAUGAAAAAGAUCACUACUCUCAUGCUGGAACCAAGUUCAAAGAGCAUGUGACUUCUCUGUACGUCGAUCCAUUGCCAAUGUGAUGGUUGGAAGAGCAAGUUUAAUUACCUAGCGUAUUUAGAUUGCAUUAGACAUUUUCGAGUCUGCACUGUGCACCAUUGGAAUUGUGUUGACACUAGAUCAUUGCUCUUCACCCCCCCCCCCUUUUCCCUAGGUAGAUCUCAAUGCAAAAAUAAGGAGUCCAUAAAAAAUGGCAUAUUAGAAUGUAAUAAUGUUCUAUAUAUGCCUAGUUCAGUUUCUUGAUCAAUGUCAUAUGCA